This is a messenger RNA of Aegilops tauschii subsp. strangulata, 4030 nucleotides long. RefSeq lists its product as uncharacterized. The record is from RefSeq and is a predicted model, not a curated record. NCBI's taxonomy places the organism in Eukaryota, Viridiplantae, Streptophyta, Magnoliopsida, Poales, Poaceae. Gene Ontology annotation, molecular function: protein binding.
CCCUCUGACGGAGAAAUAGCUACGCUAGCUAGACGAUCUCGUUCCGAGAGGCGCCGCCCUUUCCCGUCCCUCCCCGCGACGUGCCGCACCACCCCCUCACCGGGCCCUCCAGUUGCCGCUUCCCCUCCCCUCCCCGCUCUCCAGCUCGCCGCGGCACCUUGCUCCGCUGCCUCCUGCCGGUCCACCUCCUCUGUCCCUCCCGCCCCUCCUCUGUCUCGGCCCCCGCUGCAUCUGCAAGCAGCAGCACAUUGCGCACUGCUGACUGACGUGAGGAAUCGUCUACGCUAAAAUAAAAGAGCGAGGAAUCGUCGCCGGCGACGGCGAGCGACCGCGCACGCCGGAGGCAGCUGGAGGGAGGAAAGGGACUGCGGAGAGGAGAUGUUCACGAACGCGCAGCGACAGGUCGAGCGCACUGGCCGCGGCGGCACUCCGAGAGACCAGUACCUUCAGGAUCUUGUGACCCAGUUCCAGGACUCCACGGAUGAAGGGUACAAGGAGAGAAUUGUUGCAAACUUGUCAAAUUUCGCAUAUGACCCUUAUAACUACGCCUUUAUGCGCCAGCUGAAUAUUCUCGAGUUGUUCUUGGACUGCAUUACGGAACCAAAUGAAAGACUUGUUGAGUUCGGCGUUGGUGGAAUAUGUAAUUCAUGUGUUGAUCCAGCAAAUGCUUCUGUUAUUACUCAAUGUGGUGGAAUCCCAUUGGUUGUACAAUGCUUAUCUAGCCCAGUUAAGAAUACAGCUACUUUGGGUGAUGUCUAAAACAAAGGUUACUUCGGGAAGUAGGGCUAAAGGAGAGGAGACAUGUGAAUUGUGGAUAUUUAGCCAGGGCACCCUCAGUCGCUUGUCUCUCUAUUCCAUCCAUUAAAUUCAUUGCAUACAUAUCAAUCUUUAUGUCACUAUGUUCUCACUUCAACAUAUACAGUGAGUGUUUCUGAACCUAUGAACUGCAAUCAUAACAGUAUAGGUUUUCUUUGUUUUGAAGAAUAUUUUUUUCUGAUUGUUUCCUUCCUAUGCAUGUAAAUUUCCUCUUGAUCGAUUAGGCUACUUUGGGUGAUGUCUAAAACAAAGGUUACUUCGGGAAGUAGGGCUAAAGGAGAGGAGACAUGUGAAUUGUGGAUAUUUAGCCAGGGCACCCUCAGUCGCUUGUCUCUAUAUUCCAUCCAUUAAAUUCAUUGCAUACAUAUCAAUAUUUAUGUCACUAUGUUCUCACUUCAACAUAUACAGUGAGUGUUUCUGAACCUAUGAACUGCAAUCAUAACAGUAUAGGUUUUCUUUGUUUUGAAGAAUAUUUUUUUCUGAUUGUUUCCUUCCUAUGCAUGUAAAUUUCCUCUUGAUCGAUUAGGCUACUUUGGGUGAUGUCUAAAACAAAGGUUACUUCGGGAAGUAGGCUAAAGGAGAGGAGACAUGUGAAUUGUGGAUAUUUAGCCAGGGCACCCUCAGUCGCUUGUCUCUCUAUUCCAUCCAUUAAAUUCAUUGUAUACAUAUCAAUCUUUAUGUCACUAUGUUCUCACUUCUGUUAGAUGUGUAUUGUCCCUUUUCUGUACAUCCCCAUUGUAUAAGGGGUUUUCUGCAUUUUACCACACAUGUAUAUGUAAUGGCCUUUGGCCCUCAGUGAAUACUAGUUGCUCAUUAUCUAACAUGGUAUCAGAUGCUAGGUUUGCCUCGCUCUCCCGCACGAUGCAACCCCGUGCUCCCCCUUCCUAGCCUACCUCGUCUCCGGCUACUCCCGCUCGAUUCCGGCCGAUUUUUCCGGCCGCUCUCGCCUGCUGCCACACAAUCCGCCGCCGCCUGCUGCUAUUCAGGCCGCUGCGGCCGCACCUGCCCCUGCCGGCCUCCUCUCCGGCCUCCUCUGCCAGUGCGGCCGCACCUGCCCCUGCCGGCCUCCUCUGCCAACGCGAAAGUCGCGCCGCUCCCGUCCGGCGGCCGCGUCGCUCCAGUUCCUCGCUUGAGUGGGCCGCGCCGCUCCGGUUCCCCGCUCUCGUUCGGCCGCCACCGCUGCCUCUGUCUCGUCCAGGCGCCGCCGCCCCAGGCCCAUCCCCGGCUUGGCUGCUUCCGCUCGAGCGAGCGUGCCCCCUGUCCGAUCCAGAAUCAGGGCCCCUGCUUCGAGCGCGUGAGUCUCCUGCCCGAUCCCGAUCCAGUUUCUGGAUCCGUUGACUUAAAAAAAGGGCUCCUCAUGUCUUCUUCAGGCUAUGUCGCUGUUCCUCGGUGCUCGGUGAUCUUCGAUGGUACCAACUAUGCUGAGUUUGCGGGUUUCAUGCGUACCCAUAUGCGCGGUCUUCUGCUGUGGGGUGUUCUAUCUGGCGAGGUCCCCUGUCCGCCAAGCCUUGUUGCUCCCGUUGCACCUACCCCGCCGGUACCGCCAAUUCUUGCUGCUGAUGCUUCUCAGGCUGAUCGGGAUGCAGCCAAGGCGCUUGAUGCUUAUGAUCAGCAGGUAUCAGCUUAUUCAGAUGCUCUUUCCGUCUACCGCGAUGAUCUAUCUGCUUACACUCAGUGGUGCAAUGAUGAUGCUCGAGCUGCUGCCGUUCUUACUGCGAGUGUCCUCCCUCAGUUUGCUUCGGAGUUCAUGGGCCUAGGCACUGUUGCAGCGAUGUGGUCUUAUCUCUGUCAGCGCUAUCAGCCCUCUGGUGAUGCUCUUUACUUAUCUGUGGUGCGUCAGGAGCAUGCUCUUCAGCAGGGUGAAUCAUCUGUUGAUGAGUUCUACACACAGAGUUCUGCCAUCUGGCGCCAGCUUGACUCUCUUCGGACUGUUGUUUGUGGAUCUUGCCGCUGCUGUCAGACUAUACGGUCCGACUUGGAGUUUCAGCGUGUCCAUGAGUUCUUAUCUCGCCUCCGCUCCGAGUUUGAGCCUCGACGUGCUCACUUGCUUGCUCGUGGUCGUGUUCCUAUCUCGGAGGUACUUGCUGAGCUUCGUGCUGAGGAGACCCGCCUUCGUUCAACUGGGUUGCUUGCGGUUCCUUCUGUGUUGGCUGCCUGAGCUCCUGUGUCAUCUGCUCGUCCCAGUGCUCCACCGUUACUGCCCACACCUUCAGGGGGGUGGGUCGCCCUCCUUAUGUUGAGAAGGGUCGGUCGCGCCGUGACACUUUCUGUGACUACUGCUCCAGGCCGGGUCACCCAGAGUCUGACUGUCGUCAGAAGCAGCGAAACCAGAGGCGCUCCUAUUCCAGUGGGACUCCUGUGUCGUCAUCGACUCCGUCACUCACUGACCAAGACAUUGUGCGGCUCAAGCGCCUUCUGGCUUCCUCUGGUUCUUCAUCGACGGGCUCUGCUACUGCUGUGACUGCUUUCACCACUUCAUCAUCGCCGGCAUCUACACCGUCAGGUAUAUCUCGUGGGUUCUGGACUCUAGAGCUUCCUUUCAUAUGUCCUCUGAUUGUUCAGCGUUGUCUUCUCUUGGAGCUUCCUUUCAUAUGUCUUCUGAUUCUUCAGCAUUGUCUUCUCUUCGCCCUCUUAAUUCUCCUAUUAAUGUUCUUAUUGCCGAUGGCACAUCUCUUCCUGUUGCCAGUCGUGGUAUUCUUUCCACUUCGUCCUUUUCUGUUCCUAGUGUUUCACAUGUUCCUCGCCUUACCAUGAAUCUUUUUUUCGCUGCCCAACUUACUGAUUCUGGUUGUUGUGUCAUUCUUGACACCGACUCUUGCUCCAUUCAGGAUCGUCGCACCAAGGUUUUGGUUGGUGCUGGCCCCCGGCGCCGUGAGUCAGAGGGCCUUUGGGAGGUUGACUGGCUUUGUGUUCCUUCCGCUGCCACCACUUCUGCCAGCUCUCAUGCCCUUACUGCCUCCUCGUCUGCGUCCUUCCAACAGUGGCAUCAUCGCCUUGGUCACAUCUGUGGCUCUCGCUUUUCAUCCUUAGUGCGUCAGGGCCUCUUGGGGUCUGUAUCUGUAGAUGUUUCUUUACAUUGUAAUUGUUGUAGACUUGGCAAACAGACCCAGUUACCUUAUCCUACCAGUGAGUCGGUAUCUCAGCGUCCUUUUGACUUAGUUCAUUCUGAUAUCUGGGGUUCGGCUCCCUUUGAUUCGAAAGGUGGUCAUCGCUA